This is a messenger RNA of Felis catus (domestic cat), 1013 nucleotides long. Its product is annotated as myosin regulatory light polypeptide 9. Gene Ontology annotation, molecular function: calcium ion binding. The record is from RefSeq and is a predicted model, not a curated record. Bases 174 to 692 code for a protein of 172 amino acids. The transcript has 4 exons. Gene Ontology annotation, cellular component: cytoplasm. Gene Ontology annotation, biological process: platelet aggregation. NCBI's taxonomy places the organism in Eukaryota, Metazoa, Chordata, Mammalia, Carnivora, Felidae.
CUGUCGGCCGACAAUGGUGACUAGGCUUCCUUCCGGUUUGCUAAGCGGAGGCCGGAAGUGUUGGUUUUAGGGGGCUCUGGGAGUAGAAGAGUGCUGAUAGCGGCAGCGAGGGCAGCGAAGGGGUUACCGAAGUGCUGGGAUUCUUGCGGCUGUGCAGGGAUUUAACCACCACCAUGUCGAGCAAAAGGGCAAAGACCAAGACCACCAAGAAGCGCCCGCAGCGCGCAACAUCCAAUGUGUUUGCCAUGUUUGACCAGUCCCAGAUUCAGGAAUUCAAAGAGGCCUUCAACAUGAUUGAUCAGAACAGAGAUGGAUUCAUUGACAAGGAAGAUUUGCAUGAUAUGCUUGCCUCCCUGGGGAAAAAUCCAACUGAUGAGUAUCUGGAUGCCAUGAUGAAUGAGGCUCCAGGGCCCAUAAAUUUCACCAUGUUUCUCACGAUGUUCGGUGAGAAGUUAAAUGGCACAGAUCCAGAAGAUGUCAUCAGAAAUGCUUUUGCUUGCUUUGAUGAAGAAGCAACUGGCACCAUCCAGGAAGACUACCUGAGAGAGCUGCUGACAACGAUGGGAGACCGGUUUACGGAUGAGGAGGUGGAUGAGCUGUACAGAGAAGCGCCUAUCGACAAAAAGGGGAAUUUCAAUUACAUCGAGUUCACGCGCAUCCUUAAACAUGGAGCAAAAGACAAAGAUGAUUGAAAGAACUUCAAAUUCCAGCCAAACGUUCCUUGUUGCCACUUUGGGUAUUUCUGAGACGUUCUCUUAGAGUCUGUUGCAUGCCCUUAGCUUUGCAGCUUUUGCCUUUCUUGUAUUUAUUCUCAGCCAUUUUGGGCACAUGCAUCUCUAUAUUCAGACUGGAAAUGGGACUUUUUAUGAUUUUCAGAUAGAAAAUAGGGCAAUUUAACUUACCAGCCCCUCCCCCUCAAUAACUGCAGUCUACACAGAUUCAGUAUAUUUUUUCAGAGAAAGUUAUUCACUCAAUUUUUUCUGAACCAUUAUUAAACUUUAUGAUAAAAACUU